This is a messenger RNA of Rosa rugosa (rugosa rose), 669 nucleotides long. RefSeq names its product protein WUSCHEL-like. The transcript has a single exon. The record is from RefSeq and is a predicted model, not a curated record. Gene Ontology annotation, molecular function: DNA binding; DNA-binding transcription factor activity. The coding region runs from base 24 to 608 and encodes 194 amino acids. Gene Ontology annotation, biological process: plant organ development. NCBI's taxonomy places the organism in Eukaryota, Viridiplantae, Streptophyta, Magnoliopsida, Rosales, Rosaceae.
AUCUCCCUCUCUAAUCUUCAGUAAUGGAACCACAAACCCAGCAACCAACCGAGGAUGGAGGAAGCAACAAAGCAGUCGGGAGCAGUGCUAACAUGCAUUGCAGGCGGAGCAGUACCAGGUGGGCUCCUACUACAGAUCAGAUAAGAAUCCUCAAGGAGUUUUAUGACAAUGGAGGUAAGAACCCAACUCCAGAGCAGAUUCAGAGGAUCACUCUCCAGCUGAAACGGUACGGACAGGUUGAGAACAAGAACGUCUUUUAUUGGUUCCAGAACCACAAGUCUCGGGAGAGGCAGAAGAAGAAGUUAACUUCGGAUGUUCAUGUGCCCAUGCAAAGAUCUGGGCUUGUUGAUGGAUCCAUUAAUCUCAAUUUUGGGUCAACUUGUUCUGCUGGUGUUGGUGGAUCCAUCAUGGAACAACGAGGAGAAGAUCACCAGGAGAUUGAAACCCUUUCACUGUUCCCCAUGCAUGGUGAGGACAUUGGCAACAAGAAGACUACUUCCGAGGGAGGUAGCAGCUAUGAUGACUACUCAGGUGGCGGCUACAACGGUGGCUCUCGCAUUUUCCUUGAGCUCAGCCUCAACUCCUCCGGAUCUGCUGACUUGGCUUAGUUACAAUUUUAUUUUAUUUUAUUUUGUAAAUAUAUAUAUAUAAAUAUUUUUUUUUUUUAAG